Contarinia nasturtii (swede midge) is the source of this 2223-nucleotide messenger RNA. RefSeq lists its product as uncharacterized. Bases 321 to 1745 code for a protein of 474 amino acids. The record is from RefSeq and is a predicted model, not a curated record. Lineage: Eukaryota; Metazoa; Arthropoda; Insecta; Diptera; Cecidomyiidae. Gene Ontology annotation, molecular function: protein binding. The transcript has 3 exons.
AUUGAAAUGUCUUCAAACCCUCGGAAUGUUAUUUUUGUGUGAUAAAAAUGAGCUGUGCAAAGUUUCAGCUCAUGACGAUAUCAUACAGGUAUGGAUUUCAUGUCUGUUUGAUUGUUUGUGCCAUCAGUUUCAUACUUUCAACGGAACAUUUUUGAAACGAGUGGAAACGAUGAAUGGAUAACAAGAGAUAACGAUGGAAAACGUCAGACUGAAGUGAACAAGCGUCAAAACCACAUCUGUUCGAUUGUCAUUGUCUCUGUUAAUCGCUUCUUCUUAUAAAUAACAAAAUAUUAUUUUUGUGAUAUUAUAAAAGUUUCGCCAUGAGUUAUCCACAAAAGAAGCCAAAAUUGUCACAGUCACAUAACCAAAGUCAUAAUGAAGAGCCGGUGGCAGGUCCAUCAAACGACGAAUCUCCGCCGAAAAUAUUCAAAUUGAACAUCGAUUGCUUUGACGAGAUAUUCGAAUAUUUGAACGUGAAAGAUUUGCAUUCAUUCGGUCAAACAUGCAAGCGAAUGAACAAAGUGGCCGGUGAAUAUUUCAAACAAAAUUAUUCAUCGGCUGAGAAAUUCUGCGAAGAAGAUGGAAUUCACACAGUUUAUUCGGACAAAGACGGUGUUAUAGAUGAACGCAUUCAAACAUCUGGUUUCCAUAAGUUCAUGCCGUGCAUUUCAAUUGACGUCGAUCCAUAUAAAUAUAUUAAUUCGCACAUCAGUGAAUUUGAAUCAACUAACCACAUUUUUCUUUCGGAUCUAUGUAUUAAUAACGAAACAGUUGAGCGUUUUAAAAAAUUGUUGCCUCAACUGGAAAUUCUUCAAAGCCGACAUUGUGCGAUGGAUGGUGACUUUUACGAUUUGAUACUGAAAUAUUGUAAGAAUUUGAGAAGGAUUUAUGUUCAAAAUUCGACUGUCGGUAAUCGCAUAAAUGGCGAAAUUAAGUGGUUGUUACAAAAAUAUCCUAAGCUUGAACGUUUAGAACUGAUACCUGCUGUAUCUUGUCGAAUUGAAGAGCUACGUGAAUUUUUCGUGCACAAUCCAAAUGCACAGAGAUUUUCAACUACCUCAGCAUUUUUGUGGCGCAACGCUGACACGUUUUUAAAUUCUAAAGCAAAGUUGGAUAUAUUGGAACUCAAAGAAUUUCAAUUUUAUACACCAUAUUACUCAUGUGGGAAGCAUACGUUGGAAACUCCUUUAGAAUUAUUAAAUCGACUCCAUGAACAAGGCUUCUAUAAACGACUAUACAUUUGCAUCCAUUGGGUUGACGAAGAGGAGAGCACUUCAUUUGCUUCACUCAACGGUCUUGAGCUAUUGUGCAUUAGCUCAUUCGAGAAGAGUUAUAAUUUAACUCAAUUGACCAAUCUGAGAGAAUUAAUUAUUUUUGAUGGAUCGAAUUCCAAGGAUAUGGAUAUUAUAGCAAAUGGCCUGACAAAACUCGAACGUCUUUACAUUAAAUGGGCCAGCAUCGAUGAAAUUAUGCCUUUCAUUCGUCGAUCACCGAAAUUGAACAAAAUCAAAUUCAUACCUGAAGACAGCGGUGUGGUUUUGAAUCUGGCAAUGUUGAAUGAGGAACGUGCCAAGUUGGCCGGAGCACGAAAAAUAAUAAUUUAUACGCGAGAUGAUGUCUUCUUGGCUACUAAAUGGACGACCAGAAACGGUGACACCAAUUUGAACUUCAUCGAAAUGAGACGAGCCGAUUCGUAUGAUUGGGAACCUUGCGUAUUACUUAAUGAAUUAGAUGUAUUUUUAUAACAAGAUUUAUUAAUAAUACUUAAUUGAUUUCAUGAACAAUAAUUCAAACGAUGCAUCUUUGACAUUGAGGAAAAAUUCAGCACAGUCAAAUUGAAGAUAAUCCACUUGGAAACUUUAGCCUAUAAAUGUACAGUUUUCAUUUAUAUGCGUAACAAUAUCUUCUUGGCUACGGCCGUCCUAAAAUAGUGACACCAAUUUCAGCUUCAUCGAAAUGUGACAAACAGAUCCGUAUGAUUGGGAUUAUUUUUCUUAAUUCUUUUUAUAAGUUUAGCAUAUUUAAAAUCUAGGGGGUUCCGACUUAAACGAAUGAUCCAUAUGCGAGCGAAUUUUUCCUAUAUAUUUUGCAAAUGUAAACGAAUGGUCGCAAAUGUUUCUUACAAAUUUUGCGAAUGGUGGCGGAUGUUUCAUACAAAUUUGCGGACGGUGUCGAAUGUUUCAUACACAUUUUGCGGAUGGCGCAUAUGAAAAGUCAUAUUUU